Messenger RNA from Fusarium proliferatum ET1, 174 nucleotides. RefSeq lists its product as uncharacterized. The transcript has 2 exons. Bases 1 to 174 code for a protein of 57 amino acids. Lineage: Eukaryota; Fungi; Ascomycota; Sordariomycetes; Hypocreales; Nectriaceae. The record is from RefSeq and is a predicted model, not a curated record.
AUGAUUCGACCUUUUGUUAGGUGCCCUUUGGCAACCGCUACGGAUAUUCUGGGAGUAACUGUUGAACGCUGGGAUGCGAUACGCGACGUGGUUACGGCCAUCACCCAAUUCCGAUCAUACUCUGAAGAACGACUCUUCACGUUUCUUUCUCAGGGUAAAGAACACUACUUAUGA